UAAGCUGAUGCUGGAGAGCGUAGAUCUUUAUAUGGAAAUCAAAAUAUUUGUGAUAUUUAUUGUGCUGCUUCUAAAUGCACUCGGCAUUCACUCACAGUUCAAUUCAAUUUCCAAACUUAAGCGGUUUGAUUGCGAGAGAGAUGUGCGGCCACGUGCUUUGAAUCUAACAGCUGUGUCGGGCUACUGGUACGAGGUGGCACGCGUUCCUAACAUGGAUAUUUUAAAGUGCCUCAAUGUCUCAGUCCCAGCGGCUGUGGAUAAAGAUUUGGAACUGCAAUUGGAAUACAUAAGCUCAAUCAAUGGGGAAACUUAUGCUAAGAGAGAGACGGUUACAUUUCCGUGGGAUGACAAAACUAGGAACAGCACUUUCAGCUUGGAAUAUGUCAUCUCUGGCAACAUUAAUGUAUCAGUCACCUAUAAAAUCAUCUAUACUGAUUACACAAACGUGACUUUCCUAUGCGGCUACUCGGGCAUCUCUCCAAUACCACUCUUUAAGCUAUUAUCGCGCCAGAGACAGCUAAGUCCAACAUAUAUUGAUUUCAUUAAGACGCUAGCUGAAAAGGCAGGCAUCUCCAGGCAGAUUAUUUGGACGGAACAAUCGCCGGAUCAGUGCAAUGAUGCAGUGCGACCAACAACUGGAACGCUGGCAAUCUUGGCAAUUUCAAUAUUAUGGAUGUUUACUAAAAUAUAAUAAGUGCUUAGUUUAAUACGUCUAAAAUCUGUAUGUAUGUGUGUAUACGUAGAGCAUAUUUGUUGAAGAGAUUACAAUCGCGUACUGCUUGUCAAUGAUUCAACAAAAACUUGACUAUUCAAAUUUAAAGUUCUCAACAAUAAUGUUUUGUGUUUCUUUGCACAAGUUCAACAAUGGUUGAACACGAUUUUUUCGCCUUCGAGCUUUUAUGCAUAGUUUUCUAAAUAUCUUUACAUAUGUAUAAGCGAAUGUUUAUAUUUAUUUAUUUUUUUUUUUCGGUUUCUCAAUUCGUUCAGUUUCUUUUCAUAAAAGUUUCGUUUAUAUUUUUUGCUGCUGCUGAUAAGCUAUUUGUAUUCAGAUGAAAUCAAGCAUACGUAUUUUAAGAGAGCCGAGUGAGAUGGGUUCCAAUGCAGUAGGUGGCUAGGGCGUUGGCGUUCACGGCUAAGCACACACAGCUGCAAUUCCGUAUAACGUUUAGAUAAAAAAAAACACGUAGUAGUAUUGAGACUGCACGAACUGUAGAUGCUCUAUAUAUAUGUAAAAAAAAAGAAGAAAAAAAAAUAAAACAGAAAAUUUAUAAAA
This is a messenger RNA of Drosophila grimshawi, 1273 nucleotides long. RefSeq lists its product as uncharacterized. The record is from RefSeq and is a predicted model, not a curated record. The transcript is spliced from 2 exons. Bases 8 to 691 code for a protein of 227 amino acids. NCBI's taxonomy places the organism in Eukaryota, Metazoa, Arthropoda, Insecta, Diptera, Drosophilidae.